GACGAUUCAGCGCAUCCCCUCUCUCCCGGUGACAGAAGUCAUGGCGUACCUGCCAUAAUUGGAAUGCGGCAUGGCACCGCUCAUCUUGUCACUGGUCAAGAGGGUGGAUUCCACGAUUUGUCUUCAGCUGCGGAAGCUGUCACCCGGUGCGCGCAUGCGCUGCAACUCUGCUUGUGUGGCGAAAGAGGAUGGAAUCGACGCCUCUGUGAGCUGUUCGGAACUCACUGUCAGAGGAUGAGACAACUCGUUGCGGCAUCGAUCCAGCAUUAAAACGCGUGCCAAGUCGAAGCUUCAGGGCGAGGCCCCGUGCAGUUCGUUUCCCGCCAAAUUUAACGGAGUGCAGUUCCUGCGGUCGAUAGUUACUACGGGGAACGUCACAAGGGGCAGUCUCUCUCCGCCUCGCGGGUCUAAUUCUCAGGUUUUUUUCUUUUGACCAAGAUGAAGUUCUCCAAGCAGCUUUCCGCCCAGGCGGACCUCCGGUAUCUGAAUGAGUACAUUUCCUACAAGGACCUCAAGAAGGCUAUCAAGGUCAUCACUGGUAGCGACGUUCAAGUGUGCACUGUUCAGGAUGUGGUGUCGAACUUCAGGCAGACCAACGCCCUCACAGGGUCCAUUUUCAGGCCUCCAGAGUCGCGGUUUCAGGAGUUGUUGAACCACGAGUUGGACAAGAUCAACUCGUUCUCCAAGAGAGAGGUGGAAGCGAUUCUAGACCAGCUGGCUGUGGCCCUAGUGAUCAUGUGGCGACUGCAUGCUGCUCUCACGCUCCUCCGUCUAGCCCCCGACUCGCCGGGGUAUGCAGAAGCUCAGGCUCUGCUGAAACGUCUCGAGCAGCGAGAACAAGAGAUCCGAAACGCUCUCGUCGUGUACCCGCAAAAACGAGGAAGGGCAACAGAGCAAGACAAGGCGGGCUCGCCUUCCUCGAACCCCCGUUGUCGGGGCGUCUCCGACGAGCCCAGCAGCUCAAGCGAAGAACGGGAGCUAGGUGCGGAAGGGGAUGACUUCUCUUCCGCUGGUGGGAAAACCUCGUCCAGGGGAGAAGGCGACGCGAAGAGGAGGCAGGGUGACGAAGACGGAGGGGAGGGCGAACAAGACGACGCAAAGCGUUCAGUGGCGGAGGCGUUGAUUCUUCUUGAAAAGGACGUUCUCGAAGUCGAGGGCGUCCUAGAAGCCCAGAGCCAGGAGAUCGUGUUUCUGGACUCCUUCGUUCGCCUGAAUUUCACGGGUUUCCGAAAAAUAACGAAAAAAUACGACAAGCACAACCAAAGCUCAGCCGCCAGCUGGUACAUGUCCAGGGUCGUCCGCCAAGACUUUAUGAAUCUGAACUUCACUCUCCUGCUCACGCGCCUCGCUCGCUGUUACGUCGCUCUCCGCUCGCUGCGACGGCGUCUGGGAGAGCAGCAGCAGCAGUCUCUGAGCAUUUCUCCCGCCGACGAUCCGAGCAAGGCAGCCUCUGUCAAGGAGGACCGGAGCACUGUAGGGUCAUUCUCCCAGUCUCUGGGGCCUGAAGGUGCUCGUCUGUCCACUUAUAAGAGAACCGGAGGCAGUGAUGAGGGAGAACAGAGACGAGAGCCGCGCUUCUCUCUCGCUGCCCGCAGCCGCGGCAGCAGAGAUUGUCGCGAAGACAUCAAGGUCACCAAAUAUCUGAUCGCACCCGACGAACUGAUGAAAGUAAAGGUGCUGAUUUUAAAACACCUUCCGCUUCUUGCGGCCGGCGGAAUUCCCAUGGACGACUCGGUUUUAUGCCCGUUCGAGAACAGCUCCCAAGCGGUCGCUGCAGAGGACUUUUCGGCGGCGCUGGAGGCAGCGGCCUCGCUCUUGAGGACGUCGGGAACUGCCAGUGAUAAGCGCGAGGCAAGACAGAGCCUUGGAGGCAGCAGAGUCCCGACGUGGGAAGUUUAUCUGGACAACGAGGAGUUCACCUACUACACAAAUACACGCACUCGGAGAGAUUCGCCCGACAGCUGCCGAGGCGUCGCCCCGUCCCGUCGUGUCGUGCGUGUCCGGUGGCAAGGCCUACCGUCUCUGAACUCGGCCGGGCGCCAAGUAGCACUCGAGCUGAGCAGGCCGGAUUCAUCAAUUGCGGAUCCUCAGGAGGACAUUACAACACCCCUCGCUAGCAAUGCACCGGAUGUCGCGUCGUCUGCCUUCACAGUGAUUCUGCGCCAAAAGCAGCUUCUGCAGCUUCUGCACGGCCUCAUCACACCUUCGAAGCUUCUGGAUCAGUUGAUGGACGAAAUGGAAGCGUCUGCUGCGGGCGUCGCGACUGGAGAAGGUGCCAACGCGACCGCAGCGAGUCACAGAACCGGCGCAAGAGGAGCCGCAAACCGCGGAGAAGGGAGUGGUGGAGGCGGAGGGAACCGUGGCAGUGACGACCGCGCGGUAGCGUUGACGAAGCAGAAGAGGAAGGCGGACAUGCUCCAAGUUCUUCAGACGGUGUGGGACGCCGUCCAGCAACGAGGCGUCUCGCCAUCUGUCAGAACCUGGUUCUACAGGACAGAGUUCAUGAGCGAAGAUGGUGUAGCCUGGAUCAGCGUAGACGAAGACAUCCGGUUCUCACGGGAGAUGAACCGCACUCCUCCUGCCAAUCAGUGGAUCCGAUCGGAGACAGAAGCUCUCUCAACGGACGAUGUGCACCCAUUUCCCUGGGGACUCCUGGAUGUUUCGUUUCUGGUCCGGGACAACGGCGUGGCGCUGCCCCAGCACGCCGUGCAACAAGCGAAGGAUUUUCACCCACUCGUGGGUCGCGACGAUCUGGAGGACUUCGUGGCGGAUCUCCGAGGUCUCUCCACGUUGACGGAGGUGCCGGGAUUCUCCCUUUUCGCCCAUGGCACAGCCUACUUUUACACUCCGCGCCUCCAGGCUCUUCAGGCGCGCAUGAGUGGAUACGAACAAGCUGUGCAUCUGAUUCCUCUCUGGCUUCAGUAUACAACCAACGCUGAGUUUGACGAUGAUGCGUCACAGGUUUUCGACGAAGCUACUGAGGGCGGGAAAGGGAAGAAGGCGGACAGAACGUCCGUCGGGCAGAGCCGACUGGGGAGAAACCAAGGAGACAGCGCCGAACGAGGCCAACGUGCAGGCAGCCCAGGAGGUCUUUCCAGACCCCGAGUGUGUCACCGAGGAAGCGUGAUAGAUGUGGUACACCAAGGCACGUCUGCAUCGCUUGUCCACGAUUUGCAGGCGAGUGCACAGGUGUCCCCGCCAACGUCGUCCGGCGUCGACCAACUCGGGAACAGUCACCGGCCCUCAGUUUCCGAAAGCCGUCACCCGUCGGCGCCGGCCCUCUCGGUGUUGGCAAGCGCCCCGUCUCUCCCCAUGCCUGCUCCGCCGCUUUUGGAGGUCUCUCCGUUCCAAAGCGGGGCGCGAGGCCUGCUCACUCAGCCCCUUCUCGACGACGGAGACAGAAUGGCAGGCGAGAGACAGUCUGCCUCUCGAGGCGGGGCGCCGACGCCAUCCCAAUCGUGGCUCCUCACCGGCGCUCGGUACUGGAGGCGGUACUGUAACUGCUUCUCGUUAUCUGGUAGCGCAGGCAGACGCAGACGCUCCAUGUCUUGUCUUUUCCCGUGGUCUCAAAGGUCGUCAGCUCGGCGGAUCCAUCCUGUGGGGCCUCGCAGCAUGGUUGCCGGCGGGGUAACGAGUGGCCCAUCUGUGCGUGUGGAGCCGAAGACAUUCUUCGCAAAUGAAAGAACGCUUCUUCAGUGGAUGAACACUGCAGUGCUCAUCGCGACGAUUUCCAUUACUCUGAUGAACUUCGGCAACCCCGUUGGAAGGAUCGCGGGUCUUCUCAUGUCGCCCGUGGCGGUCUUCUUCAUUGGAUACUCCUUCUGGGUGUAUCUGCGUCGAGCGCGGGCGCUGGAGAGAAAGGAGCCCAUUGCCUACAACGACAAGCUGGGUCCGUCGAUUCUCGUAGUCACACUGAUGCUGUCAUUGUCCGCUGUAAUUGCCUUGAACCUGCUGUACCAUGAGGGGGAAGCACAGCUUCCCAUAACGCCCCAAAACAGCAGCACCUCCACUGCUCCUUCGUUACCUCCUUCGCCGCACGCGUUGCCGCUGCUUUCUCAGCUGAAUGUUUCGCAUUCACAGGCCGCUUACAAAGCUCCGUCAGCUCCCAACGCAACAGUAAACGCCGGCGGAUACAGUGUAGCGGACGUCCCUGCUCCUGACUUUUCUCUCUCCCAUCCUGCAACGGCUUAUGCUGCGGCCACUGCGCUCGCUGCUGCGGAAGCAGCAGCCGCGGCUGGUCCGGUGUCAUUCGCUGGCGCACCCGAGCGUGCUGUGCAUGCACACGUAACAGAAGCGAUGACGCAUGCGGCCUCCGCCGAGACCGCGGCCGCUGAGGGUGCCCGAGUAACUGCAGGCGCCAAGUGAGCCACGGGAAUGAGAAAGCAGGGAGGAGGCGAAAGCGACUGAUGGUUUAAUUCGUUAUCUCUAAAUGGCAAAACAACUCGCGACUCAGCGGAGGAGCGCCGAUCUUUAUAGGCAGGAAGAAAAUGGCGAAAAGAAAGAGGUGGGAAUGGUCACGCGAUCGUCAUGGGGUGAAUGGCGAUGCAGGCCUUCCACAUACAGAAUCAUGAGCACAGCAGAGAUAGUAUUUCCAUGGAACAGCGCACCGCCACAGUUAUUCGGGUGGAAUGGUAAAAUAAUACGGUGAUGGUGGCGUCGGGAGACGAUCAGAGUGAACUCCACAACCGGAAGGGAAUUAAUAGCAUUUCUGGUGUUCGAGGAGUGGCGAGAGGUUCCAUGAAACUACGAGUGGCUCUUCUCGACGAGUCUCAGACGAACAAGGCGUUUAUCAUCACGGCAAGUGCAGGCCCGCAAAGCCCGCUACCCAGCGUGAAACAUCCAUUGGUCAGAAACAGGUGUCGCGCGGAAUGUCAAGAUGCGAACAAUUAAAGCAGUCGAUGAGGCGCUGUACCUAGCUGUCGUAUCAUAGACACCCAGUCGCUCUGUUCGAGUCCAGGGGAGAAAAACCGUUUCCCAAGUGGAGGCGACCAACGAAUAGGGUGCAACGUGGGCGCCUCAGACAGACGCGUCCAGAAUUGCUGCUUCGUCUGGGCCAACAUCAACAGGCGCCUAGAAUAGAACGCUGUUGCGGUGGUCUCCUUGAACUCUUGAAGGUUUCUUUUGGAAGCCGCACCCAGUUUUUUCGCAGGCCAUGGCGUUGUCCAUCGCCGUUGCAGGCCAUCAUCACAAAGCCACUGCUCGCUGUGUGGGGCACUCAUCAAUGCCCACUCAUACCGGUAGCCCUCCUGCCAGAAACUCGAGGCCGCAGAUGCCGAAUCCCUGCGGUAGCGACUGUUGUGAAUUUUGAGUGAGUGGAAGGACCGCCGGUUGAUGUGCAGGUCUAGGUUUGGAGUUGCAGUUCCAUUUGACAGUGCUCAUGAGAAGUGUCAGGGGUGCCUAAAAGCUCUGUUGUUAGUCGAUGGACAGUGAUUUUGACUAAAGCACCGAGCGCGACAUAUUCGACUUCCCGAACAGAUGACAGUAACAUUGGACAGUAAUAGUUUUCAUACGUAGGGAGACACGCGUGAGUGUUGUUAUCAGUUGCCGACUGAGUUUGCUUUGAUGGCCACUGGAGAACCCCAUGUGGUAUGUCGUAGAUGGAUUUUAUAAAUAUUCCGAUGGCAAAUAGAAAGGUCUCUUGGAGGGCACACCGUGUCCUUGCAGUUUCCUGAUCGUAAUCAGAAGCACUCAUGGCACUACAGCCCUUCUGUCAACUAUUGAAGUUCGAGAUGUCUCAAGCCUACAGGACAAACUCGGGCGGUUAUUCAGCAGCUGUGAGGAC
Molecule: messenger RNA, 5782 nt
Organism: Toxoplasma gondii ME49
Lineage: Eukaryota; Apicomplexa; Conoidasida; Eucoccidiorida; Sarcocystidae
Product: vacuolar transporter chaperone VTC2
Exons: 12
Coding region: 439-4365 (1308 amino acids)
Source: RefSeq, a predicted model, not a curated record